This is a messenger RNA of Aricia agestis (brown argus), 2433 nucleotides long. It is a transcript of the gene Stt3A, whose product is annotated as dolichyl-diphosphooligosaccharide--protein glycosyltransferase subunit STT3A. Gene Ontology annotation, molecular function: dolichyl-diphosphooligosaccharide-protein glycotransferase activity. The transcript has 13 exons. Lineage: Eukaryota; Metazoa; Arthropoda; Insecta; Lepidoptera; Lycaenidae. Gene Ontology annotation, biological process: post-translational protein modification. The record is from RefSeq and is a predicted model, not a curated record. Gene Ontology annotation, cellular component: membrane. Bases 133 to 2259 code for a protein of 708 amino acids.
UGUCAAACAGUUUCAUGUUGCUUGCGUUGGAAAAUUAGGUUGCCGGCGAAAAUAUUUGUGUAAUUAGAUAGGUUUUCAAAUAAACUUGCAAGUUUUAUGUAGUACAGGAUCUUUUAAAAACACUCAGACAUCAUGACGGCCGAGGUCCAAGCCAAGUCGCGGCUUGCGUACUUUACAUCUGAUAAACAGCUUACAUUCAUAAAACUAGCUGUUUUGUCGAUGGCAGCGAUACUGUCUUUUGCAACUCGACUCUUCUCUGUGCUACGGUUUGAGAGUGUAAUUCACGAGUUCGAUCCAUACUUCAACUACAGAACAACACGGUAUCUAACUGAGGAAGGCUUUUACAACUUCCACAACUGGUUUGACGACCGAGCAUGGUACCCAUUGGGGCGUAUUAUUGGAGGAACGAUAUACCCUGGUCUGAUGGUGACAUCGGCGGCUCUCUACAAUGUUAUGCAGUUUCUGAACAUAACAAUUGAUAUACGUAAUGUCUGCGUGUUCCUGGCUCCUUUCUUCUCAUCCCUCACCACUAUUGUCACAUAUUUACUCACAAAGGAACUUAAGGAUGAAGGUGCUGGUCUCGUGGCAGCCGCCAUGAUUGCCAUUGUCCCUGGUUACAUAAGUCGUUCUGUUGCUGGCAGCUAUGAUAACGAGGGUAUUGCAAUCUUCUGCAUGCUCCUCACAUACUACUUCUGGAUCAAGGCUGUCAACACUGGAACUAUUCUUUGGGCUACCAUGACUGCACUUGCUUAUUUCUACAUGGUAUCUUCAUGGGGUGGCUACGUGUUCCUCAUCAAUCUGAUCCCGCUCCAUGUACUCGCGCUGAUGCUGCUAGGCCGCUUCUCGUCGCGAGUGUAUGUGGCGUACAGCACGCUGUACUGCGUCGGCACCAUCCUCUCCAUGCAGAUCUCCUUUGUUGGCUUCCAACCAGUCCAGAGCUCAGAGCAUAUGUUGGCGUUCGGAACAUUUGGUCUGUGCCAGUUGUACGCAUUCACUAAGUAUCUGCGCGAGCACCUGUCACCAGCUAACUUCGAACUGCUGUUCAAGGCACUCGUUAUGACACUGCUGGCAACACUAGGCACGGCCGUCGUCGCCCUAACCGUUACUGGAAAGAUCUCCCCAUGGACUGGAAGAUUCUACUCGCUCCUCGACCCAUCUUACGCCAAGAACCACAUUCCCAUCAUUGCGUCUGUUUCUGAGCACCAGCCGACGUCGUGGUCGUCGUUCUACUUCGACCUGCAGGUGCUGGUGUUCCUGUUCCCCGCCGGACUGUACUUCUGCUUCACCAAGCUCACCGAUGCCAACAUCUUCAUCAUACUCUACGGAGUGCUGAGCAUCUACUUUGCGGGUGUGAUGGUGCGUCUCAUGUUGGUGCUGGCACCGGUCAUGUGUAUCGUAUCCGGAGUGGCAGCGUCUAGUCUACUCAGUCUACAUGUGAAGGAUAUCGAGCCGAAGGUGGAAAAACAUGAGAUGAAGAAGAAGAAGCACGAGAACAACUUGGUGUUUAGAUCUGAGGUGGGCGCGGUAUUUGUGAUAGUGCUCGGCGGUCUGCUGGUGUCGUACGUGCUGCACUGCACGUGGGUGACGUCGGAGGCGUACUCGUCGCCGUCGAUCGUGCUGUCCGCGCGCGCCCACGACGGCGCCCGCAUCAUAUUCGACGACUUCCGCGAAGCGUACACGUGGCUCAAGAUGAACACGCCUGAGGACGCGAAAGUGAUGUCGUGGUGGGACUACGGGUACCAGAUAACGGCGAUGGCGAACCGGACGGUGAUAGUGGACAACAACACGUGGAACAACACGCAUAUCUCGCGCGUCGGCCAGGCCAUGGCGUCCAGCGAGGAGAAAGCGUAUGAGAUCAUGAGGGAGCUCGACGUGGAUUAUGUGCUGGUCAUAUUCGGUGGGCUCGUGGGAUAUUCGUCUGAUGAUAUAAACAAGUUCCUCUGGAUGGUCCGUAUCGGUGGCAGCACGGAUCGCGGCGCGCACAUCCGCGAGGCGGACUACUACACCGCGGGCGGCGAGUUCCGCGUCGACGCCGACGGCUCCCGCACGCUCCUCAACUGCCUCAUGUACAAGAUGAGCUACUACAAGUUCGGACUGGUUUAUACUGAGGGAGGGCGUCCCCCCGGCUACGACCGCGUCCGCGGCGCCGAGAUCGGCAACAAGGACUUCAACCUAGACGUGCUCGAGGAGGCGUACACCACCGAGCACUGGCUGGUGCGAGUGUACAAGGUGAAGCCGCUCCACAACCGCGGCGCGUGAGUGCGAGCGCCGCCCCGCGACACGCUGCAAGACAUCAUACAGAGCAUCGUGCGCAACGCGGACCAGUUCAUACGAUAUUACAAAGAACAUUUCCCGGGACAGCUGCCGAUAUAAGAGGAUGAAGCCGGUCACUCAAAUUUUACAACAUAAGUGUCUAAACACACCAUGCCGAAG